Syngnathus typhle (broad-nosed pipefish) is the source of this 5711-nucleotide messenger RNA. RefSeq names its product regulator of G-protein signaling 5-like. Bases 4796 to 5353 code for a protein of 185 amino acids. Lineage: Eukaryota; Metazoa; Chordata; Actinopteri; Syngnathiformes; Syngnathidae. The transcript is spliced from 6 exons. The record is from RefSeq and is a predicted model, not a curated record.
CUGAAUGAUGCUGAGACGGCGGCUUGAGUCACAGCGGAAGUCCACAUGGACCCAAAUCUUUGAAUUAUGUUAAGGACGGAAUGGUGGCUGGGUGAGUUGCUCCUUGCAUAGAUAGAUGUGACUCUGCUGUCACCAGCUGGCUACAAAGGCAAACGCAAGCACUCCAGUACACCAACAUGGCUGCUAUUGUCCACAUUCAACACAAGAGUGAGCCGUGAGUCUGUGCAAAGAAUAAAUCUUUACAUUUCAUCAUCAGCUCACCACCACCACAGUCUCGCAGACAGGUUUAAAAAAAUAAAUAAAAAAAAUAAAUCCAAUUGUCCUGAUUAUGGGUGGGCGUGGCUAAAACAACUCAUUUUAAAGCAGCAAUUGGGGAACAGAGAAUCUUCAUUGCUUCAGAUCUAUUUCACCUUCUGCUCUUCACAUCCGUAGCUACAGUCCUGAUUAAUUCUCUAUCAUCUGUACCUUUGACCUUUGGCUCUCGCACUUGUUUUCUCACUGAAAUUUCCUCAGAAUUUCUGGAGCCCUAAAUAGUCCCACAAUCAUUCAGGAGACAUUUCACCUCGAGUGAUCGGUGCAAGAAAUUUCCCGCCGGCUCGCAUCUCGCUCGGCCAUGCGGUGAUUCCAUCCCAUGGGGUGAGAGAAAUUCCCACACAUGACUGUGGCUUGCAGUCACAUGACUAGAAUUUGGCAACAUGGGAAAGUUAUUGGUCAUUAGUGUCACACUCACUUAGGACAAUAAAGUCACAAACAGCUGUCAGCCUUUAAAGCUUGAAUGUUAACAAUCAGAAAUUUAUAAUCCUCCUAAAAGCCCUAAUGAAAGGCAAAUAAGUGUUUAGGGAAAUGAAUGCUUGGCAAUAUUUCACAAAUGAAUUGCUUGUUAUGGUGCGUUGAGCAGACGCAAACUGCUGGUAUUCGACUUUGUCGAGAGGGUUUAAAAGUGUCACGCUGUCGCAGUACAAAUGGCGUGCUGUGUCAAAAUUUCCUUUCAUUCUUCAUGGGCUGUAUUCGACACUGCAGUGGAACAUGUCUUGUUUUGGAAGUGCAACCCAUCAAACAAGAAGAUCUGGUUAAAGUAUCACCAUAGGCAGAGAUUAUAGAAAUAGUUUUAGAAGUAUUUUUCUUUGAGAGAUAUUCUAUACAUACACAUAUUCAUAUACAGAUACAUAUACGUAUUCAUAAACACAUGUAUAUACGUAUACAUGUGCAAAUAAUUAUACAAUAAUUAUUCAUAUAUAAAUACAUAUCCGCAUUUAUACAUAUGCCGUAUUUUCCGCACUAUAAGGCGGACCUAAAAACCUCCAAUUGACAGUGCGCCUUAUAAUCAGGUGCGACUUAUAUUUAUUGAGCCACUACAGCAGGCGUGUCCAAAGUCCGGCCCGCGGGCCAAAUGUUUAUAUCUUAUAUAUGGACAAAGUUUUAAAAUGGGCCAUUCAUUGAAGGUGCGCCUUAUAAUCCGGUGCGCCUUAUAGUGCGGAAAAUACGGUACUACAUAUAACUACUAUAUACAGGCAGAGUGAUUCAUUAUAGUAUGAAACUAAAUUACUCUACGACAUUACCACGGGUGUUCUUUAAACAUGUUCAGAUAAUGUCUGUCGUUGGUGCCAAUUUGGACAAAGACAACAACUAGCAAAGCGGUGUUUCCAUUUAGUCUUUCCUUGAAUUUACCUUGCUUAGCUAAAUGAGACGUGAAGCUAAUGAAGCCACCGCUCGGCACACAAGACGUGUCCAUUUGACAAAACGGCGGCCAACGCUUUGUGUGCUUUCAGAGCACGCGGCGAGCAUGACUCGGCAGUCUAAUGAGCAGCAUGCACAGGUUGAUUUUCUGAGAAGCACAGCCACCAUUUCUCCACUUGCAUGUUGCCAAGGAGGCUCUCAGAGAAUGGGCUCUCAAGGUGCAAGGCCGAAAAGAAAAACAGGUUAAGGCAAAACGUAGCCUUGUGCAUUUGUUUCACUCAAAAUACUUAUGUUGAAAAUAUAAGUAAACAAAUGUUUCACUCUCACAUGAUGCCAAUGUCAUGAACCAGAACAACAGUAAUGGGCAAGACUAAGAAUGAAUUGCUAACAAGCUAACGUCCUGGCAUCGCUCUCCAUUUCCCUCACCACUAUUCCCUUACAUCACUUAAGCAACACAUAACCGUGUUUGGACCAUCUUGGUAUUUCCUAUCCGUCUGCGGUUGGCAGCGGCCAUGUUGCGCAACAAAGUCAAUCUAAUCAACCCGGCAAUAAAUAUGGACGAGGUUGCGGCGCCCUCCUCGCUCUGAGGUGACAUCUGUGCCUUGUUUACUGACACCUUCUGCUCCCGCUCAACCUAUUGUGUUAGCCAGCAGCUAUAUUUCAGAAUAAAAGUGAGCACAUUAGCGCUAUGCCUUUCCUCUAACUCAUCUUUCUCUUCCAUUUGCAGCAAUGUACCCAAUUAGCUUUGGUGUCGCACAUCCUGCUGUUGCCUCCCCGCCGGCGCCUUUUGUUUCUGUGCUAGCGAAUCCAAACGUGUUAGCCUCCUGCGGUGUAUUCUUUGGAAAACGUUUAUUUUUUUCCCCCCCCUGACUCAUAAUUCAUAGAAGAACGUAGCAAACAUAUUGACAUGACGGCGGGCGGGCGGGCGGUCAUCAUUAGGAGAGAAAACGAGCGCAGCUCGUUAAAAAACAAGUCAGGCGUGCGUUUCUAAAAGUCAGUAACAUUAAAAAUACAUCUUGCGUUGGGGAGCCGGCAGGUGCGGAGAUCUCCAGAAGGAGAUGCCUGAAGCGGCGUUUUCUUUUCGUGCGCCGUGGUUAAUGUUGAGGCUGCUUAACAUGGAUUGGUCAACUUCGCUGCGGCAAGUCCGCAUGUUCCAUAUCCACUUGACAUUUGAUAAUACACAGAUAGCAUCAUGUGCAUCAGCUAGCGGUGGGCCUGCGCUGAGCAUUGAGAUGCAUCAGAUGAGCCUCCCUCCAACUGCUCACUGGCUAAAUAUGCAGAUGAUGGAUUCCCUGGCCAGCUCCAGAUGGCUCUUGUUGAAAGCUGCCGUGGAGCAGACCAACUUAUUUUUGACUUUCCAGUGUAGAACAAUAAAGACAUGAUGAGAGUUGGAGGAGGUGGAAACAGAAGGCGGAAACUGUGUUUGGGCUUUUGGACGCCUUUCAGAUGAAAUCUUGGCUCAUGUCAGCUGGGAAAUGGAGUGACUAUUUGGGAAUUCCGCAGUACGACCCCUCCCCGCUCUUCCAGAAAUGUGGCGGAGGCAAUUCAUUCAAAUACUUCUCGCAGGAAGUGGUGACUAUCCCAGGAGGAUCAAGAUUUUAACAGCAACAAAGAUUGCGCAACAUUUCGAGCCCCGAUACUGAGUUACCCUGUCCUAAAAAAAAAACUUCAAAAGCAGUUUCGAUCCUACAAAUACAAUCUCGAUUGCGAAUGAAGCUCAAUUUUAGGUCAGCGUGAUGUAAUCCAACACCCUUUUGUAUAUUGUACAAUUUAAUUUCUGGGUCAGUCGUACUGUGAUGCAUCAUUCGACAAACACAGCAAUCACUCCUCACUUUGUUGGACGUUGUGUGAUAUGAAUUGUCCUUAACCUACAUUUCCAUCAUGGAAGAAAAUCUUGGAGAGCCAUUCAAUGCAACUGUGUCACUGGACACAAUAAGACCAAAGGAUGCAAAAAUGUUCCGUUGGGUAAUCGUUUCGGAGUAGAAAUGGCCGAACAAACAGUGAGCUCUACCCUGAACUGGAUGGAAGUCAAAACAAUUUAUGCGAAGUGAAAUCCAGAAAAGACCCAGUGUUUUUUUUAAUACCGUAAUUUUCGGACUAUAAAUCGCACCAGCCAUAAAAUGCCCAAAAAAAAAAAAAACAUAUAUGUAUAUAAGUCGCUCCUGAGUAUAAGUCGCCCCCCCACCCAAACUAUGAAAAAAAACGCGACUUAUAGUCCGAAAAUUACGGUACAUAAAAAAACAUCAUUGUGGAAAAGUCCACUAACCAGAAAAGCUACUUUUUAAAGCAAGUCAUCGGUAAAAUAACCGAGUUAGUGUUUCAAGCUUCCUCAUGAGCACUUUGGACCGACUUGGUGUUUGUUAGCCAGCGGUAGCAGAUUACAUACGAAAGAAAUUCAGCGUAUUCUUCCGCGAAGGAAAUUGGCGCCCACACAUUCACUGAAUCGCUUUUAUCCGUCACCUUACGUUUUCCUUUCCUCAGACUCAAUGACAUACUUCCUCUUUUUGCUCAAAAUAGAUUUUUCAAAACAAUCGGCUUGCUCAAACAUAAGUCUAUAUUUAUCGACGUUCUACCGAGGAAAGAAAGGAAGUAAAAAAGAAUUGCUCAUUCAUCAUUUGGUAUCGAUGCAGCCAGCAUGAGGGUGACUUGAAGACGACUUGAACUUUUCUAAUUCAUCAGAAUCAAAUCAAAUAAUAACACAAAUAAUCUCAUACCAAACAAAUAUGUUAAUUAUAUUGAAUUUUAACACUUUUGUCCGCAAAUUCAAUUUACACUCUGCUGGAAAUUUUUGUUACGCAUAACAUAGAGGAAUAGAUGACACGGACAAAAAUGAGAGCGUAAGAGGGCAAAGGUUAUCUGGACUCAGAGUCAAGUUUCAGGGGGAGCACACUGAACUUGCAACAAUCUGCUCUGUGCGGGUGUAGUCUGCUCUCAAGUCUCCUCAUCAUCCCAUCGCUCUUGCUCCGCAUUGGCUGAGAGCUGUGAUGUCACGGAGUGGACCACGCUAUAAAAAAGGCCCUCUCCCGUGCAAGCGUCAGACAGACCGAGAGCUAGCCCCCACGCAAACACACAACCAGGCCAAGCCCACUGGAAAUAUCCCCCAGCAACCCAUCUCAACAUGUGCCGAGGACUUGAACUAUUGCCAGCCACCUGCCUGGAGAGGGCCAAGGAGCUGAAAGCUCUGUUUGGAAGUUUGCUGCACAAGUCGGAUCACAGCAUCCCCGUGCAGCCCAAAAAAAAUCACAGUGCUGACGAGCAACUGAAAUGGACGGACUCGUUUGAAAAACUGCUGUCCAGUCAAAAUGGUUUGUGUCUAUUCAGAGCUUUCCUGAUGUCGGAAUUCAGCGAGGAAAAUAUCGCCUUCUACUUGGCGUGCGAAGACUACAGAACGGCAAAGCCCUCAAAAAUGUCCGUCAAGGCCAAGCAAAUCUUUGAGGAGUUCAUCAGCGCCGACGCGCCCCGAGAGGUCAACCUGGAUCACUUGACCAAAGCCAUCACCAAGGAGAACAUUGAGCAUCCCACCAGCUCAUGUUUCGAUCUGGCCCAAGCCAAAAUUUACACGCUGAUGGAGAAGGACUGCUACCCUCGUUUCCUCAAGUCCUUGAGCCAGCAGAGCGAACAAGAACGGCUAAGCAACUUGAUCAAGAACUUCGCGGCCGGCACCCGGCAGAUGUGACCCUUCACCAGAUGUGAAAACGCUAACAACGACGACGCCUAGCCGAAAGGCAGACGUCAAAUAUCCGAGCUGAGGACUCGUGACCAAGAUUCGGCCGACCGGAGUCUGAGCCGAAGGACGUGAAGGUGCGAGGACGCGACCUGAGCUGCUUGAGAGAGACAUGUGAACAAGACCACAGAGACAUACGAAAGAAACGGACGUCGUCUUGACUUUGCACAACAAAUGCUAAUUUAUUUAUUGUCUUUAAUCAUAUUUAUAUUGGAAAUAUCAUAAGUGUUUUGUGAAAGAAUCUUUUUUUUUAUUGCGCAUGGCGAAAUGAAAUCCACCAAAUAAAGGAAGACACAAAUGUCUGAAAUGG